Molecule: messenger RNA, 1794 nt
Organism: Fonsecaea multimorphosa CBS 102226
Lineage: Eukaryota; Fungi; Ascomycota; Eurotiomycetes; Chaetothyriales; Herpotrichiellaceae
Exons: 3
Coding region: 1-1794 (597 amino acids)
Biological process (GO): DNA-templated transcription
Molecular function (GO): zinc ion binding; DNA binding
Source: RefSeq, a predicted model, not a curated record
AUGCCACAGCAGAAAGAUGGAAUCUGCAGACACUGCCGUCGCCACAGUCGGAGAUGUGUCGUUCGUACUGGCAUUCGAAGUGCGCGACCUCCCGACACGAACGUUGCAUCUCAACCUGCCCGUACUUCCAUCAAUCCUGAAGGUCCCAGAUACCAGGGUCCCGAUGCCACGAUCCUAUCACCGGCAAGGGCGGAUAAUGCCUCGCAAGACGAAGCUUCCGUGGGAGGACUCUCCUACGAAGCGACCGGCCAACCCGGCUAUGUUGGUGACCACACUCUGCUUUCAAAUGAUACACUAUCGCCAUCAACCGUGUCAAAUGGCAUCUUGCCUCAUUUCAAGCCAAGCAACGAGUCCAUCCUUAAGUUCACGGAAGCGACGGUUUUGCCCAAGGCGCCCCUGCUGACCGCGCUGACUGAUUCAUACUUCGACCACGUUUAUCACCGCUACCCAGUGGCAGAAAGGGUAGACCUCGCCGAUUCAAGAUCAUCAACCCUAUUGAGGCAGGCCAUAUGUAUGGUUGGAAGUCUGAUGCGCCAUUCAUCCAAGGCUGAUAGCCUGGAUUUGACAUACUCAUGGUAUGAAAAGACCAAGAUCAUGCUGCUCCUGAACUAUGAAUCCAACCCUUUAGCUGUUUUGAGUGCAAUGUGUCUUAUGAUCUGCUGGAGUGCGAAUCCCGUUGAUUCACUGAGCCUGGAUUGCCCCUGGCACUGGACAGGAUCUGCCAUUAGAUUAGCACUGCAAAUGGGCUUGCAUAAAGAGAUCACCUACAGAGAUCACCGUCAAGCUGGUCAAAUGCGCCGCUUAUGGUGGAUAUUGGUGAAUGCGGAUAGGCUUCAGGCCGCGUGCUUUGGUCGUCCGCUGGCUGUCAGAUUAUCUGAUUGCGAUACUCGACUACCAACCACAUCUGACUUUACAGAGGACAAUAUUGCCAACCACGUUUUCAUCCAUUAUGCGCCAUUGACCACUAUCCUGAGCGACGUUGCUGAUUUAAGUAUUGGCGGCAAAUCUGCCACUGAGGCCGACGUCAAUCGCCUCGCCGGAGCGCUUUGCCAGUGGAUCAGCAACUUACCAGAGGAAAUCCGCCUGCACAACACAGCGGGAGCACGACUCCCCUAUCUCGAAUCUGUGUCUGAACUGCAUAUGUUAUACUUCACUACGAUUAUAGUGCUAGAAGCACUACGCAUGAGGUUCGAAGAACACUGGUCAACAUCCCUCCCUUCGAUCAUUGCAGCGUCAUGCAUUACGAGAUUGAUUGAGGAAGUGGAAUGCCGAGAAGACCUGAGCUCUAUGUCUUCAGUAACCACUUGGUAUAUAAUGGCUGCCAGUCUUCCUCUGCUUCACCACCAAGGAAGAUCUGAACAAAAGGAAAAGAUUCGCCGUGAAGAGUUGGAGAUUCUGUGUGCCACGACCGAGCAAUUGUCUCCGAAGUUUGGCGGCGCCGGUGUAGUGCGGCGCAACAUUGAAAGGAUCCGAAAAGGAAUUGAAGGUUAUAAGUCUCAAUCAGGACAGGGUCAAGUGGCUGCAAAUCCUUUGCCGAGUUUUGUUCAGCCACCUUCGAAGCUUGAAGAGAUGUUUCCGUUCCCCAAGACUCUGUGUCCGAACAUGGAACUUUUGGAGACCGCGGCCCACGAACAAGCUGAAUCUGCAAUGACCUUUCUACCUGUUGGUGGUGACUUAUUACCGUGGUUUUUUAACGAGCCUCAGUCAUACCUCGACUUUUUCGGAUUCAACGGCUAUGCGGACAGCCUAGACCCAGUGGAUCCUCUCGGAGCCGUGGUUCCUGAUCUCACUUAA